Hyaena hyaena (striped hyena) is the source of this 4014-nucleotide messenger RNA. RefSeq names its product JRK like (gene JRKL). Gene Ontology annotation, cellular component: nucleus. NCBI's taxonomy places the organism in Eukaryota, Metazoa, Chordata, Mammalia, Carnivora, Hyaenidae. Gene Ontology annotation, molecular function: DNA binding. The record is from RefSeq and is a predicted model, not a curated record. The transcript has a single exon. The coding region runs from base 708 to 2282 and encodes 524 amino acids.
CCGCCUCUGGGAGGAGCAGAGGGCGGAGCCGACGGCGGGAGGGGGCAUCUUCCGGGAGCGUGUGCUGGGGGAGGAGCGGUCGCCGCGCGUUAGUCAGGGAUCGGUGCGGGUCCUGGUUCCAACUGAGGUGGGGAGAGGGGCCCGGCGGGCUGUGAGGGGCCGGGAGGACUGUCCAGGCCAAGCCCAGCGCGGGGAAGUGUGGCUUGCGGUGGAAGGGGUUGGCUGCUGGGGAAGAAAUCAAACGUAACCGUUCCCUUGGGGAAGGGGGCUAGUCCCCGUCUCCGUGGCUCUUCCGCUCUCUGCCGUAACUUUGGGGUGUGGCAGGGGCUAGUGACGGACGUUUACCCUGGAUCAGGGCUUGAAGGAGGUUCGUGGUCACGAUGGAGUUAUAGUCUUUAUCGCGGCCACUGGGGGAAUAAAACAAAUGUUUGUAAUCCGGAUUAUCCGCGGUGACUUGGGGCCUCCUCUACUGCCCAUCUAAGUUAAAGGCCUGUUCCUUCAAACUUCCUCCCCUCUCACCUUCCUCUGCCGUUUCAUUGCCGGCCAAGCCCGUCCGGGGACGGGGUCAGGGUCACCAGGUUCCUGGUAAGGUUGAAAGACUGAGUGUGUAAGACUGAUAAAGUGGGUCCGUGUGAAAAAGAAGGAAGGAUUUUGCAGAUUGUUUCAGUGUGAGUGUGGGGCAAGGGCCCGAGUCCUAGAGCCUCAGCAUGUCAGGGAAACGGAAGCGGGUGGUGUUAACUAUUAAAGAUAAACUUGAUAUAAUAAAAAAACUUGAAGACGGAGGUUCUUCCAAACAACUGGCAGUGAUUUAUGGAAUUGGUGAGACAACAGUUCGAGAUAUAAGAAAAAAUAAGGAAAAGAUUAUAACUUAUGCAAGCAGUUCUGAUUCCACAAGUCUUCUUGCCAAGAGGAAAUCUAUGAAGCCAUCUAUGUAUGAGGAACUGGACAGAGCAAUGCUGGAAUGGUUCAACCAGCAAAGAGCAAAAGGGAAUCCCAUAUCUGGACCAAUUUGUGCGAAAAGGGCAGAGUUCUUCUUUUAUGCUUUGGGUAUGGAUGGUGAUUUUAACCCCUCUGCUGGUUGGUUAACUCGUUUUAAGCAGCGGCACAGCAUUAGAGAGAUUAACAUUAGAAAUGAAAGAUUAAAUGGAGAUGAGACUGCUGUGGAAGAUUUUUGUAACAACUUCCGAGACUUUAUUGAACGCGAGAACUUACAGCCUGAACAAAUCUACAAUGCAGAUGAAACUGGACUCUUUUGGAAAUGCCUACCUUCCAGGACUUCUGUGGUCAAAGGUAAAUGCACUGUCUCGGGGCACAAGUCAAUUGAAGAAAGAGUCACUAUCAUGUGUUGUGCCAAUGCAACAGGUUUACAUAAACUGAAACUUUGCGUUGUGGGGAAAGCAAAGAAACCUCGCUCUUUCAAGUCAACUGACACGUCAAACCUGCCAGUCUCUUACUUCAGCCAAAAAGGUGCAUGGAUGGAUCUCUCCAUUUUCCGGCAGUGGUUUGAUAAGAUCUUUGUGCCACAAGUUCGAGAGUACUUAAGAUCUAAAGGCCUACAGGAAAAGGCUGUGCUCUUGUUGGAUAAUUCACCAACUCAUCCAAAUGAAAAUGUCCUGAGGUCAGAUGAUGGCCAAAUAUUUGCCAAGUAUUUACCACCUAACGUGGCUUCAUUGAUCCAGCCCUCAGAUCAGGGAGUCAUAGCGACAAUGAAGAGAAAUUAUCGUGCAGGUCUUCUUCAGAACAACUUGGAAGAAGGUAAUGACCUGAAAUCCUUCUGGAAGAAGCUAACUCUGCUAGAUGCACUUUAUGAAAUAGCAAUGGCAUGGAAUUUAGUAAAGCCAGUUACCAUUAGCAGAGCAUGGAAGAAGAUUCUUCCUACAAUAGAGGAGAAAGAAGGCUUGGACUUUGAUGAAGAAGAUGUUUCUGUGGCUACUGUGGCCACAAUUUUACAACAUACCAAAGGAUUGGAAAAUGUGACUACUGAGAACAUUGAAAAAUGGCUUGAAGUGGACAGUACCGAACCAGGUUAUGAAGUGUUAACUGACAGCGAAAUCAUCAGAAGAGCACAAGGCCAGACAGAUGAAUCUAGUGAAAAUGAGGAGGAGGAAAUAGAACUGAUUCCAGAGAAACAUAUUAAUCAUGCAGCUGCUCUCCAAUGGACUGAAAAUUUAUUGGAUUAUCUAGAACAACAAGGUGAUAUGAUUCUGCCUGAUAAACUGGUGAUACGUAAACUUCGAGCCACCAUCAGAAAUAAACAGAAGAUGACAAAUUCAAGUCAAUAAUGGCAUUUCAUUGUUACCAUUGUUUUGGUAAUUGUGUUUGUAACUCUUAAUCUCUGCAGUAUGGCUUACUUUUCUUUGUGUUCUCAAUUCUCAGACACAGUCCUAUGAAAUACAGAUACAAAAAUGUAUCUGAAGGGGCUCGAGGAUUAUGUGUUAGGUAUACUGUGUCUCUUCCUUUAUUUGUGCAGACAACUGGAAGCUGAUUCUGUAUAGAUACAGAUUACCUAUACACAUGUAGACCUGCAAUUAUCCCUUCUAUUACAGUGGCAUUCCCUAAAACUUCUAACAAAAAUUAUAGACGUCUGAACAGAUUGAGCACUUUCCUGAAAUCUGUUGUUUGGUUUAUGAGGGCUGCCACAGUAAUCUUUCUUUGUGCUGGUAUCUAAAAUGGUUGUGUUUUGUGUAUCUGUAUACACUGACACAAUGAGAAAUACCUAUAUUUUAGUUUUCAGGGUGAUCCGUAAUAAUUUAAAGUGAAGUCCAAUAAUGAGGAAACUGAUCUAUGAAUUAUAAAAUAACUUAGAAAUCAUACUUUUAUUCUCUUACAAACGUUUAGGUGGCAAGAGGGCGACAUUUUUCUGGAAUGAAGUAAAUGUAUAGGAAUUAAUUACUAAAUUAGGAAACUAUUUGAAAGUUGAUAUAUAAAAGAUAUAUUCUGAUCUAUUUGUAGAAAACUGUGAAUUGAAAAUUUGGGAAACCUUAGGUUAUUUAUGAAAAGGGAAUAAAUAAGUUUUAAUUGGGUCUUAUAUUAUGAAUUGGGUAGUUAUUUAUUCAUGUAAUUAUAGUAUAGGUUUUGUAAUGUUACAUGUGGUGGUAUGAACUCCCACCUUAUAUGUGGGGGAGAAUCUUGGGAAUUUAUGUUUUUUUACUGUGUACUUGGAAAUGUCUAUCGUUUGAAAAAGAUUAUCAGACCUUUCCUUUUUAUUUGAUAUGAAAAGAAAAAGAAAUGAAUAAAAUUUUUUAUUAUUUUUAACAAGCUAUGAAUAAAGACUUGUUUUAUGAAGAAAGCAGAAAUAAUUAUGGAAAGUGCCACAUUUUAAGGAAUUUAAUCAUUUACUCUUUUGACACUUGUAAAAAGGUAUUCUUUCUUCUAGAAUCCAUUUAAGUGAGAAUUUUGAUAAAUUUGCUUAAUAAAUUUAAUGUUUAUUUAACACAUUGAAAAGACUUUACAUGUAUGAAUAUUGUUUUAAUUUGUAAUUUAUAAGCAACGUGGGUCACCAUAUUUCAUGCUUUGGCCCUUAAAAAACAAAAUGUUCUCUCAUUUUUUUAAAGGUUUAACUUUUUUAUUGAAAUACUUUGCAUUUUAUAGUGCCUUUCUUAGAAUUCUAAGACUUCAAAGAGACUUUAGCUUUCCCUAAUUCUGUUAUCUUCAUGCUGUAUGUCCAGUUUUUUUAAAAAAGACUUCUGUGAUUAGAACUGUUUAAAGAUUAUUGCAUGAAUUGCAUCAGUGCACAGAGGAAAAAAAGCAUCAGAAGUUAACAUACAUAUUGGAUCAGAUAGUUAUACAUUCUGCUCUAAAUUAAAUUGUAUAUAAAAGAAUUUUUCAUUUUUCUAACAUGAAAAUAUGUAUAAAAGCUUCUUGGAAUUUCUGUCUGGGUUUGCUCAAUUUUUAAAAUUAACCUUGUCAGUGAAAUUCAGCUGUAUCAUUGCCACCUAGUGGUAAAAUUAACAUUACUGUUAAGCUGUGUGGUUUUAAAUUUUAAUAUCUAGUAAAAGGUUCACUGUUUUGUGA